Molecule: messenger RNA, 3430 nt
Organism: Gossypium arboreum
Lineage: Eukaryota; Viridiplantae; Streptophyta; Magnoliopsida; Malvales; Malvaceae
Exons: 6
Coding region: 349-3231 (960 amino acids)
Molecular function (GO): protein binding; metal ion binding; RNA binding
Source: RefSeq, a predicted model, not a curated record
UUUUAAGAAAAUUCUUUCCAUUUCCUGGUAACCAAACAAAGUCUAACGGACCCCAGAAGUUAUGAACAGUCAAAUCGAAAAAGCGUCAUAUCAAACCUACUUUUCCUUUUUCUAAAAAAAAAUUAUUUAGCUUUGAUUUUGAGGUUUUGCGUGGGCUAAUUGGUUAGUUUUUGUUUCAUUUGCAUUAGUAAAUUGGGACUUUAAUAGUAUUCUAGUUCUGAAAUUUCAGCUAGGUUUACCGGCGCACAUUGGAUGGAUUUUUUCCUCAAAUAUCGUUGUUUUAUUUGUUGUUGACAUUUGCAUUAUUGCUUAUUUGAUUGUUCUAGCAAUUUAGGUGUUUUUAAAUUGAUGGCGGAUAGAAACACGACCGCUUCAAAGCCUAUAUGGAUGAAACAAGCCGAGGAAGCCAAGCAAAAAACUGAGGCUGAAAAAGCUGCUGCUGCUAAAGCAGCUUUCGAAGCCACAUUCAAGGAUGUUGAUAAGAACCGUAACAAGGAUGUGGUGGCUGCUUCAUCGGAUAGUGAAUCCGAGGACACCGGUGACUUGGUGAACAAGCCAAUUGGUCCCGUGGAUCCCGUUAAAUGCAUGGCCGCGGGGCCAGGAAUAGCGGGUGGCACUGCCUGUGCUGCCUCCACGUUUAUGGUGGUAACGAGAGAUGCAGAUGAAAGGAAAGUACAGAGUGGGGGUGCGCAGAUUAAGGUGAGGGUUUCGCCAGGUGUGGGUAUUGGGGGCUCAGAACAGUAUGGCAUUGUGAAGGAUAUGGGAGAUGGGACUUACUCUGUAACUUAUGUGGUGCCUAAGAGAGGGAACUAUAUGGUAAACAUUGAAUGCAAUGGGAAACCCAUCAUGGGUAGCCCAUUCCCGGUGUUCUUCAGUGCAGGUAAGUCUACCGGAGGACUACUAGGGGUGGCUCCUGCAUCCACAUAUCCAAAUCUAGUAAACCAAACCAUGCCCAACAUGCCAAAUUAUACAGGUUCUGUUUCUGGAGCUUUCCCUGGCUUGUUGGGAAUGAUCCCAGGCAUUAUUUCUGGUGCUUCAGGUGGUGCUAUAUUGCCUGGAAUGGGGGCAUCUCUUGGUGAAGUUUGUCGAGAAUACCUCAAUGGCCGUUGUGCUAAAACUGAUUGCAAAUUGAACCAUCCUCCUCACAAUUUGCUGAUGACUGCUUUGGCUGCAACAACCAGCAUGGGAACUCUUAGUCAGGUACCUAUGGCACCUUCAGCGGCUGCAAUGGCUGCAGCUCAGACUAUUGUUGCUGCUCAGGCCCUUCAAGCUCAUUCAGCUCAGGUUCAAGCACAAGCUCAGUCAAUUAAGGAUUCAUCUGAUUCUCCUGACAAAGCUGGGAAGGCUGAUGCAUUGAAGAAAACCCUACAAGUUAGCAAUCUUAGCCCACUUCUCACAGCUGAGCAGUUGAAACAGCUUUUUAGCUUCUGUGGUUCUGUUGUCGAGUGUACAAUCACUGAUUCAAAACAUUUUGCUUAUAUAGAAUACUCAAAACCUGAGGAAGCAAUGGCUGCUUUGGCAUUAAACAAUAUGGAUAUUGGUGGUCGACCAUUAAAUGUGGAGAUGGCUAAAACGCUUCCUCAGAAACCAGCUAUUUCAUCAUUGACAUCAUCGUCUCUGCCUAUGAUGAUGCAGCAAGCUGUUGCCAUGCAACAGAUGCAAUUCCAACAGGCUUUGCUUAUGCAACAAACCUUGACUGCUCAGCAGGCAGCUAAUCGAGCUGCAAGCAUGAAGUCUGCAACAGAGUUAGCUGCAGCAAGAGCUGCCGAAAUAAGUAAGAAGCUAAAAGCUGAUGGACUUGUUAAUGAAGAGAAGGAAAUCAAGAGUGAAUCUAGGUCACCAUCUACUUCCCGUGCAAGGUCAAGAUCAAGAUCCAAAUCAAAGUCACCCCUUAGUUAUCGAAGACAGUCAAGGUCAAAGUCUAGAUCACCAAUCAGUUAUAGGCGAAGGUCAAGGUCCAUGUCAAGAUCACCAAUCAGCUAUAGGCAAAGGAGGAGGUCUUGCUCUUAUUCACCUCCACCUCGUUUCCGGCGAGACUGUAGGUCCAGAUCACCUGAGCGGUCUCAUCAUUGUUCAAGGUAUGAUAGUGAAAGACUGUCAUAUAGAGGUCGAAAUGACAAUGAUAGGAGUAGGAGAAGAGAUCUGGACAGAUCACAUGAUCCUUGUUCUUAUAUUUUGAGGAGAAAUAGGAGUAGGACUAUGAGUAUGAGUCCUCAAACAAGAAAAUCACUUGCUGUAGAUUCAGACUCCCCAAAACAUAGCCAAGAAAGUUCACCAAAGGUGAGGAGAUCAUCCCGUCCUGGUUCGAGAUCACCAAGGCAUCGUAGAAGAAGGUCAUCUCCAAAGGAUGAUGAAAGAAAAUCAAAAUGCAGAAAGCGCUCUAGGUCAAAAUCUGUCGAUUCUGAUAACAAAAAGGAUAAAAAAUCAAAGCACCACAGCAGAAGGCGCUCCAGGUCAUUAUCUUCAGAGGGUAAGCAUCGAAGAAGAAGCAGGUCUUCUGCAAGUUCGGGUGAUAACAAAUCAAAACACAGACGGCAGACCUUGUCAGCUUCUCCGGAAUGCAAGGUUCGCCCCCACGGUAAAAUUGAUGAAACAAUAAAUGAUGAGUUGAAACAUAGUCAUAGAAGGCGAUCUCGGUCUAUAUCUACUGAAGGUAGGCAGUAUGCCAAAGAGAGGAGUGGUAGAAGUAGAGAUAAGAAGUCUAAACAUCGGGAUAGAUGGCAAUCGAGGUCAAGAUCUGCUGACCGCAAGCAUCCCAAAGGAAGCAGGCUGCCCCCCAGAAAUUCAGAUGAGAAAAAAUCAAAACACCGAAGGCGCCCUAGGUCAAAGUCUACUGAAUUCAAGCAACUUUCCAUUGAUAAAACAGAUGAAAGAUCAGAAUGCUGUGCGGAAAAACAUUUUUUAUCAGCUGAAGAUAGGCCUCCUAGAGGAAGAAGAUCUUCUCCUAGAAGUUCUGAAGACAAUGAUUCAAGACCAAGAAGGCGCUCUAGGUCAAAGUCUGCUGAAGGGGAUGAAGGAGUGUUGGUUUCAAAAGAGGACUCCAAAGUUUCUGUAAAUGAUGGCCAGGAAUCAAAGAGAAAACGUUUUCUGAACUUUGAUAAUGCUGAAGGACUCUCACCAAAUAAAAGAUCGGAUGCAGAAGAAGCAAAUAAACUUGAAAGAUCAAGUGGUAAGCAGUGGCUUGAAAUUAAUGAAUUAGAAGAUCAUUCAAUUUCUCCUCAGCCGAAAUGAGUUGUGGGCUUUAUGUGGAACUGGAAUUUGGGGAUUUCUGUGAUCAAAUCUUUUCCAAGCUGUUUGACUUCUGAGUCUCUAGUUUAGGCGUGUUUCGGCUCAAGCCAAGCUUGUUAAGAUAUGAUCAACUUAUUUAGAGUUUAAUGAGCUUUUGGCUCUUAUAUGAAUGGCAGCUCUUAAAGAGAUUGUUUAGUGUUUA